AUGGUGAGGUGGCUGAAAUGGAAUGAUGAAGAGCGACUGCUGUCGGUGGGGGUUGGGUUUGCGUUUGAAGCACUUGGUCAGUGUUCCAACGUCUUCGUGUACAUUCCUUCGUGUGAAGAGGGAACCAUCCUCAUCUUCGGGGGUGAGAAGUCUCCUUCGGGAUCAGGCACCGAGCUCGAGUCUGUUGCCUGCCGAGCAGCUGAAAAACGAACACCCAUCAAUGUUCUGAUUGAGCUCAUUGUCGAGGCGAUCGAAAGGUGUGAAUGCUCGAUUGAUCCAGAUUUCAGAACGAACAAGUAUCAACAUGCUGUUAACGAUUUCUCUGAUGUCGUAGAGUUUGCUUCAAACAAGCGCAAGACAUUGGAUACAUUGAUUUGUUUGGCGGUGGCAGCGAACCGAUCUUUUCGCAGAGUCACUGUAUUUGAUCCAUUUCCUGACUGUUUUGUAGACUUGUGUGGUGGCGAAGAUUUCAGAAAGUUGGACGAUGCAUUGCGAAAUAUACCUGCGAUUAGUGACAUCAGUGGACAUUUAUCCAACACUGCAAAUCCUUCGGUUCAAGACAUAGGGUUGUUGCUGAGAUUUUUGAUAGACAUGAAGGGUGUGGCAGCGAAGUUGGAACAUGGAAAUGAUCCCGAAUUUGAGGCUGCGGCUCGAGAGUAUGGUGAAGUAGAAACUUUUCAUGGCUCAUCACUAGAAAAUUUCCAUUGUAUUCUCCGGUGUGGGUUGAAGUCUUUCAGUGGCAACAAAGAAAGGAUGAGUACAGGAGAUGUGUUCGGUGAAGGUGUAUAUUUGUCGUCUGAUAUCCGCUUGGCAAGCUCCUUCGCGAAACGAGGAAUGGCAUGGGAGAAAAGCUCGAUAGGAAAGUUUCUGACUGUUGUAGCAUGCUGUCGUGUUGUCUUGCACCCAUCGGUAAAACGUCGGAAGGAGACUGUCAAAGUUGGAAAUCGCCCAAUGGAUGAAUUUCCUCACACAUACUAUGUUGUUCGCGAACCCCGAUACAUCAUGACAACAUCGUUGAUCAUCUUUGCCGAUGGAAAGAACAACGAUCCUCACGUACCGAGUGCACAACAGCGAAAUCAAAAUUUAGAACAGGCAGGAAGAUGGCCUAAUUUCUCUAUCGUUCUAUUUGUUUUGAUAGCAAUCGCUUCCAUGGUAGCCCGAUGGGUUUGGAGCUAA
Molecule: messenger RNA, 1176 nt
Organism: Guillardia theta CCMP2712
Lineage: Eukaryota; Cryptophyceae; Pyrenomonadales; Geminigeraceae
Exons: 7
Coding region: 1-1176 (391 amino acids)
Molecular function (GO): NAD+ poly-ADP-ribosyltransferase activity
Source: RefSeq, a predicted model, not a curated record